AUUAAAAGAGUUUCAAGAUUUCAAAUAAAUUUAAUUCAUCAUAGCUGUUUAAUGUAGUGCAUCCUUGAAUGAAUAAAUUUUUUGUAUUGGGGAAACACGAAAGAAAAUUUUUUGCAAAAUGAUGCAUGUUAAUGAACAAGGCACUUCACAAAUAAAACCGAAAAAAAAGAACAAAUGGGAAGAGGAAAUUAAAUAUUGCCAAGCAUGUUAUCUAAUGGGCAAGCAAACCCCAUUAAAAUUAUAUCAAAUAAACAUGGAAGAAGCAGUUAUCCUGUGUCCAGAAUAUAAAGAAUGCUGUUAUCCCGAAAUAUAUGGAUUUCAAUUUGUAAAUCGGUCAUAUGAUGAAUUGGGUUCUGAUGUAUCAUCUGAUGACGAGUCUGAUGAUGAAAAUGAAGAUCAUCCUAAACCUGUUAUCUACGAUGAAGUAGAAAAUCUAAUCGAAAAAUUGCAAUCAGAAGUCAGUGAAAUAAAUAACGACAAUUUUAUCGUUAACUCUAUUCUUAAUAGUCCAGGAAAUAAUAAAAAAGAAACAUCUAUGUCGUUGCUAGUUAAUGAAAUAGAUCGUCGAUUAGUGCAUCUUGACGAAAAAGUUGUAGAAAAUAUACAAGAAAAUAAUCGAGUUUUAAUGGAAACCGAGAAUAAAUCAAAUUAUAUUGAUAACGAUUUAUUAAAUGAUUUAGAUGAUAUUUUAAGUGGAUGUAAUGAAGGUGAAGUGUCCCCACCUCCAGACGGAACUGAUGUAAGUAAUGAAUUAAAUUUUUCAGAAAUGCUGUUAUCCCCCAACAGUACAAAAAAAGAAAUUCAAUUAAUUGAAGCACAGUCUGCAGCAUCAACUCCAGAAACUCUAUUACCCAUAACUAAUGAUGCACCAAAACAACGUAUAAAAGUUGUUUCCGAAAAACUAUUAACCCCAAAUAACAUAGAAUUACCAAUCGAAACACAAAAUGUAUCGGCUCAAUGUUUUACAGUUGAACGCACUCAACUUAAUCAAAUAUCGUUAAAAACAAUUAAGUCAUCGCCAGAUGAAGCUGGUGAUUCAUUAUCACAAAAAAAUAUGAUAAAAACAGUAUUAAACCAAAAAAUAGAUACUAAUAAAUCAGAAACUAUGUUGGCCAAUCAAAAAAAUGUUCGUAGAUCGUUAAGAAAAACGAAAAAUGAGUUAUCAACAAAGAGUUAUGAUUUAAGAACGAAAAGUACUUCAAAUUUCAAAAGUGAUCAAUGAAAAGAGAGGAAAAUGUCGCCGUCUGAAGAGUUAAAAAAUUGAAGAAUAUAA
Molecule: messenger RNA, 1273 nt
Organism: Chrysoperla carnea
Lineage: Eukaryota; Metazoa; Arthropoda; Insecta; Neuroptera; Chrysopidae
Exons: 2
Coding region: 119-1222 (367 amino acids)
Source: RefSeq, a predicted model, not a curated record